Homarus americanus (American lobster) is the source of this 228-nucleotide messenger RNA. Its product is annotated as vicilin-like seed storage protein At2g18540. The annotation marks the transcript as partial. The record is from RefSeq and is a predicted model, not a curated record. Lineage: Eukaryota; Metazoa; Arthropoda; Malacostraca; Decapoda; Nephropidae. The transcript has 2 exons.
AGAGAGAGAGGAGAGGAGAGAGAUGAAGAGAGGAGGAGAGAUGAGGAAAGGAGUGAGAGACAUGAAGAGAACAGAGACAUAAGGAAAGACAGGAACGGAGGAAGAGACAGAAGAGAACACAGAGAGAGAGAAGAGAAAGAUCAAGAACGGAGGAAGAGACAUGAAGAGAACACAGAGAGAAAAGAGAAAGAUCAUGAACGGAGGAAGAGACAUGAAGAGAACACAUAG